Molecule: messenger RNA, 903 nt
Organism: Orbicella faveolata
Lineage: Eukaryota; Metazoa; Cnidaria; Anthozoa; Scleractinia; Merulinidae
Product: melanocortin receptor 4-like
Biological process (GO): G protein-coupled receptor signaling pathway
Cellular component (GO): membrane
Molecular function (GO): G protein-coupled receptor activity
Source: RefSeq, a predicted model, not a curated record
AUGAACCACUCCGGACCAUUUGAAAGCGAUAACAAUUCAAAUACAGAAGAUCUCGCUAACAAUGGGGUUAUGGUCAUCAUCAACUGUUUUCUCAAUGUUUCGUUGAUUCUCACAGCCAUUCUGGGCAACGCUUUGGUAUUGACCGCCAUUUUAACUACUCCUUCAUUUCGCUCACCCUCCAUGAUUAUGCUCUGCAAUCUCGCUGUUGCAGACUUUCUCGUGGGACUCAUUACUCAACCGUUUUAUAUUAUAAAGGAACUCACUGAAAACCGUCUUUUGGACAUUCUAUGGGAUACGUUAGCCUAUUCCUUUUGCGGAGUCUCACUGCUGAUCAUUACGGCUAUAAGUGUGGACCGUUUCAUGGCUCUUCACUAUCACCUGCGAUAUUCUAGUUUGGUGACUAUAUCUCGUGUUAAAUUUGUGAUAGCUCUGGUAUGGUGCAUCAACUUUCUUUCAUCGGCUGUUUACUUUUCGAACCACUUUAUCUAUCACUUUGCAAUAGCAGUCAUUACGGGAAUUUGUCUUAUAGUUUCCACCUUUUCUUACAUGGGAAUUUAUCGCAUUGUUCGUCGGCAUCGGUUACAGAUUCACACUCAGCAGGAAGCGAUGCAAUGUUCCACUUCUGAAGACGACCUACAUUAUGUGCGAAUGAAGCAAAGUGCGCUUAACACUUUCAUAUUUUACAUAAUUUUAGUCAUGUGCUAUCUUCCAAUGUACAUUCUGUUGACUCUUCAUGGACUCUCACAGAAACCCUGGCCAACUGAGUGGAACUUUGCCACAACUUUGGUGUUUACGAAUUCUUCUAUCAACCCAUUCUUGUUCUGCUGGCGUUUAAGGGAGCUUCGAGGGGCAGCUGUGAAGACAGCGAAAAAGAUUUUCUGCAUACAAAGCGAAUCAGAAUAG